CGGAGCUCUUCGACCUCGCCCGACACGAGGCGAUGUCGACCUUCGGCCAGGUCUUCCGCGUGACGACCUUUGGCGAGUCGCACUGCAAGGGCGUCGGCGCGAUCGUCGACGGCUGCCCGCCGUGCCUCGCGCUGACCGAGGCGGACAUCCAGCCUCAGCUGACGCGCCGACGGCCGGGCCAGUCGCGCCUGACCACGCCGCGUGCCGAGAAGGACCUCGUCCAGAUCCUGUCGGGCACCGAGCACGGGCACACGCUGGGCACGCCGAUCGGCCUGUUUGUGCCAAACGAGGACCAGCGGCCGGGCGACUACAAGGAGAUGAGCGACAUCCCGCGGCCGGGCCACGCCGACUUCACCUACCUCAUCAAGUACGGCAACAAGGCCUCCUCGGGCGGCGGCCGCUCGUCCGCGCGCGAGACGAUCGGCCGCGUCGCGGCGGGCGCAAUCGCCGAAAAGUGGCUGCGCGGGACGUAUGGGACGGAGAUUAGCUGCUGGGUCUCGUCGAUCGGGGACGUCUCGCUGCCGGAGUCGGCCGUCCCUCGCGGCGAGGGCGGCUGCCUCGUCGGCUGGACGCGCGCACAGGUGGACGAGUAUGGCACGCUGCGCAUGCUUCGAGACCCGGCGACCUUCCAUCGCGUUGGGGAGGCCGAGGUCGCGGACGCCGACGAGCGGCGCAAGGCGAACAUCGACGCCGAGGUUGCGGCGGAGGACGCCUUCCUCAAGCUUGUCAAGGUCGAGAAGGACUCCAUCGGCGGGGCGGUGGCGUGCGUCUGCACCGGCGUGCCGGCCGCGCUGGGCGAGCCGGUCUUCGACCGGCUGGAGGCCAAGAUGGCGCACGCGAUGAUGUCGCUCCCGGCCACCAAGGGCUUCGAGAUCGGCUCCGGCUUUGGCGGCACCGUCAUGCGAGGCUCCACACACAACGACCCCUUCGUGGCCAACCCGGUCGGCGGCAGGCCCGGCGACAGCGGGCGGCCCGCGCUCGGCGUCUCGUCCAACUACGCGGGCGGUACGCUCGGAGGCAUCUCGUCGGGAGCGCCCGUCUACUUCAAGAUCGCCGUCAAGUCGGUGUCCACCAUCGGACAGGCGCAGCAGACCUCGCGGCUCACCGGCGAGGCAAUCACCCUCGAGGCAAAGGGGCGGCAUGAUCCGUGCGUGCUGCCUCGCACUCCGCCGCUAGUCGAGGGCAUGGCCGCGCUCGUCCUCAUCGACGCGGCGCUGCUGCAGCGGACGCGGCUGGGCGGGGCCUGCACCACCGUGUGCGACGGCACGCGCAACUUUGACCCGGCGAACCCGUGGGGCGACGCGGCCAACGGCGCCGCCAACGGCGCCGCCAACGGCGCGCCGGCGGCGAAGAAGGCGCGCAAGUGAGGGGCGCAGGGGAGGGCGCGGAGGUCCUGCGGCCUCUUUUGCGACGGCCGCGCCUCCAGCCGUGCCGCACGCGUGGAGAAGGGAGGACGCACGCGGCGCCGGCGGGGAAGGCGGCGUUGCGCGCGAGGUCGGAUCCUUCUCUCGCGCCUUCGCAUUUCGGUACUCUCGGCCCCGCGCGUUGUUUCUCUUCUCCGCGCGACCCGUGGGGCACCAUGGGCACACACCGCUGAUUGAUUUAUAUUACGGCUUUAGAGUAUAUGGCAUUUGUGCAAUGCUCGUUCGUGCUUCUAAGUUACUUUUCAAGAGAAGUUCUAUCUGCA
Messenger RNA from Emiliania huxleyi CCMP1516, 1687 nucleotides. RefSeq names its product chorismate synthase (gene CS3). Bases 33 to 1367 code for a protein of 444 amino acids. Lineage: Eukaryota; Haptophyta; Isochrysidales; Noelaerhabdaceae. Gene Ontology annotation, cellular component: cytosol. The transcript is spliced from 8 exons. Gene Ontology annotation, molecular function: chorismate synthase activity; FMN binding. Gene Ontology annotation, biological process: chorismate biosynthetic process; aromatic amino acid biosynthetic process. The record is from RefSeq and is a predicted model, not a curated record.